Coturnix japonica (Japanese quail) is the source of this 1879-nucleotide messenger RNA. Lineage: Eukaryota; Metazoa; Chordata; Aves; Galliformes; Phasianidae. The record is from RefSeq and is a predicted model, not a curated record.
UCUAAGACUCAAGCUACAGUGUUAGAAAAUAUUCUUUAUACUCGGCGUUUGGAUGCACGAGGGGAUCCUUCCACCUGAUCGUGCAUAGCUGCUACAAAGCAUCUCUGGCCUAUAUACAUAUAUUAUAUAUGCAAAGAUUUUCCCUGGCAGUAGGUGUCUAUUUAAUGGUUCUCCCGAAAUCAUUACCAUAGGGUCCCACCUCCAUGCACAAUGCUCAGUCUUUCUGUGGUAGUGGUCCUGAGACGCUCUGGAUGAGGCUAGUAGCCUUCCUCACUUGUGUUCACUGGCUGAAUCCAGUCUUCACGAAUGCUCAGCUAGCUCCUUGCCUUGAUCGCACAAUACUGCUUUCACAAAAUCAGCUGAUCCAAGCAGAACUUCCUUAUCUGCCUGGUAUAAGGAGGUAAUACUUCUUCACCAAGAGGUAUGGGCACAGUGCUUACCAGGAAGGCAAUUCUGUUGUGGUGGAAGAGGGACAGUUUCCCUUGUGUUCUGUCUGUCUUCUUGCUUCUGUCAUUUAGCCUCUUUUCUCUUUUCCCUCCCCCUUUUCAGUCCCCCAUGCCUCCCAAAACUAUUUUCCUAACCUUAGUAAUACUUGGAUUGAAAGUCGAGUAUUAUAGUCUGAUUCUUCUUAGAGCUCAUAUUCAUAUUUACAAAGAAUUAACUUAAAUAUUAUUUUCACAGAUAAUGAAACAUUCUCAUUCUGGACACCACAGCCUUCAAGAUUCUAUGCUGAAACCAUUAUCUGGUUUGUUCUUCAACCAAAACAGGAACAUCCUGCCACCUCAAGACUCCUCUUUUGUCUGCUUUUCAUGCGGGUCUUCUGGGUCUCCACCCCCAAAGCUGAGCCCUUUUACAGAGUGUGCCGUGUUGCUGGAAAGUUGUGAGUUGCCCAAGCAAGCACCUCCAGUACACAGUGGGCGCAGUGAUAGCUAGAAAAAGUCAGCGAGAGCCAGCAUUUACCUUAAAAGGACGCGUAUCGUGACUUCGGGAGCUGAGGCAGCGGGCGCCGGACCGGUAGCGUGUGACUCAGCCUUGAUAGCAGAAGACAGAUCUUUGAAUCCCCGCCCGUUUAAAGAUGGUGACUGCCAAGGUGUGGGUACUGAAGAAACAUUUUGAGGGCUUCCCCAAAACCAGUGACUUUGAAAUGAAAGAGGUGGCACUGGCAAACCUGAAGGAUGGAGAGAUGCUGCUUGAAUCAGUGUUUCUUAGUGUUGAUCCUUACAUGAGACCAUACAGUAAAAGGGACAUGAAGGAAGGGGAUGUAAUGAUAGGCACGCAGGUUGCCAGGAUUGUAGAGAGCAAGAAUCCAGCUUUUGCAGUAGGGGCCUUCGUUGUGGCUAAUAGUGGAUGGAGAACUCAUUUCAUCUGUGAUGGAAGAGGCCUGAAUCUCCUUCCUUCAAGCUGGCCGGAAUCACUCCCCAAAUCUCUAGCACUUGGGACAAUUGGUACACCAGGCCUCACUGCUUUUGGUCUGUUUGAGGUCUGCAAGAUGAAGCCAGGAAAGACGCUGGUUAAUGCUGCAGCUGGUGCUGUGGGCGCUGUGGUGGGGCAGCUUGCUAAAAUAGGGGUGAGUGGCUUGAAAUGCUCAGACUAGCAUAUUAGAGGACUGUUUUGUGAAACAGAAGAACAAGGCCAUGAAUGAUCAACAGGGCAAACAUUGAUGAAGACAUGCAUUCAGUAAGUUUUUUUUCUGUGGACUGCCUUAAAUGGGCAUGUGGGGAGUGGCACCGGAGGGGAAGUCGGGAAGGGGACGGGGUUGCUGGCCCGGCUCCAUGCGAGGAGACAAUGCGGUCGGAGCUUCCCGCCUUCCACAGCUCCAUCGGUGAGAUUGGGGACUUGGAAUUCUCUUUGUUGAAACUCACUUGUUGUUGUUUAGCGU